Messenger RNA from Nicotiana tabacum (common tobacco), 990 nucleotides. RefSeq lists its product as uncharacterized. NCBI's taxonomy places the organism in Eukaryota, Viridiplantae, Streptophyta, Magnoliopsida, Solanales, Solanaceae. The record is from RefSeq and is a predicted model, not a curated record.
AUGGAAGACAGGAUAGGGGGUAAUCCAGUUACAUGGGCAGAAGUAGCAGACUUUAACAAUUGCAUGAGAGAAUGUGGAUUCUUAGAACUACCUUACCAUCACAGUAAAUAUACUUGGAAUGAUAGACAUUGUGGGCUAAGAAUAUAUUCUAAAAUAGACUGGACUUUCAAUAAUGGGGAAUGGUUAGACCUUAUGCCAUCAUGUAAAGCCAAGCUCCUACCUGAGGGUAUAAGUGACCACUGUCCUAUAAAGAUAACUCUAUCAGAUGAUGCUCCUAGGGUCAAAAGAUCAUUCAAGUACUACAAUGCUUGGGCACAACACUCUCAGUUUAAUCAGAUUGUAGCAGAUUUAUGGAGAACACCUAUAGAAGGAUGCAAAAUGUUUCAGAUUGUUAAAAAGCUGAAACUACUGAAAAGGAAGCUUAGUGAACUUAACAGUCAAUACUUCUGCAAUAUUGAACAAACAGCUAAAGUUGAUAGACAAGCCUUAAAGCAGAUGCAUGAGAUGUUGCAGACUGGUCCUAGUAACCCUGACCUUCAACAGGAAGAACAUGAGAAAUAUCAGAAGUUUAGAGAAUCAUCAUACCUUGGUGAAAUGUUACUACAGCAGAAAAGUAAAGCUACAUGGUUAAGGUUAGGAGAUGACAACACAGGGUACUUUUAUUCAAUAAUAAGACACAAAAGACUCAAGUUAGCUACUAUUCAAUUGAAAGAUGACAAAGGGGGUAUGUCAGACAGAACCUGGAGUAAUUGUAGAUCUGUUCCUGAACUACUAUCAAGAGUUGCUUGGCCUAUUGAGGAAAGGGAAGUCAAGAAGGCAUUAUUCCAAAUUGAUAACAAUAAAAGUCCAGGCCCUGAUGGGUAUAGCAGUGGGUUCUUUAAAGCUUCAUGGCACAUUCUAGGCAGUGAUAUUACUGAGGCUAUUCUGGAUUUCUUCAGGAAUGGAAGAUUGUUAAAGCAGAUUUUCCACCAACAUUGCUCUAAUUCCUAA